Molecule: messenger RNA, 3611 nt
Organism: Pogona vitticeps (central bearded dragon)
Lineage: Eukaryota; Metazoa; Chordata; Lepidosauria; Squamata; Agamidae
Product: leucine-rich glioma-inactivated protein 1
Biological process (GO): neuron maturation; myelination in peripheral nervous system
Molecular function (GO): protein binding
Source: RefSeq, a predicted model, not a curated record
CAUUCAUUUUUUUAAAAAGACACUUAGCAAACCUGGGCUGGUGGAGAUAAGGAUCUCCAGGGGAGGUGCGUCUUGGAAGCGACGCAGCUUUGAGGCCAUCCCCCCUCCCCGUGGUGGAUAGGGCCAGGCGGCGGCGCGGCGGCGGAUGGUAUCCGGAGGACCGCAGGCUCGAACUAACGUUGCCUCGGAGCUGGGCGCAGGGAUGAACCGGGACACGAGGCGCCGGCCGCGGGAUUAGAUCGCGGCGGCGGCGGCGGCGCGCGGAAGGGGGGGCGCAGGGUGCGUGCCUGCGUGUGUGUGUGUGUGUGCCGUGGGAAAGCGGAGGCUCCGCGUUGCGGGUUUGCACGCGGCGAGACGACGAGGAAGUGGAGGCGACGGGAGGCGACCAGCGAGCCCGGGCCGGCGGAGGAAAGGUGGAGAAGGCGGCGGAGGAUGGGCUGGCGCCUGGGUAUUGGGGGGGCCGGCGCCCCCCUCCUGUUGCUGCUGCUCCUGGCCGGGCAGGGCGCCGGCCGAAAGCCCCCCAAGAGGAAGUGCCCCCUCGGCUGCACCUGCACCAAGGACACGGCGCUCUGCGAGAAGGUCAAGGAGAUCCCCCGGGACCUGCCCCAAAACCUCCACUCCUUGUCUCUCAUCCGCUCAGGAUUUACUGAGAUCUUAGAAGGCAGCUUUCAACAGGUGCCGUCUCUUCAGCUGCUCUUGAUCACAUACAGCUCCCUGGAACUGAUCGGGGACGACGCCUUUGUUGGACUUAUACACCUGGAAUACCUGUUCAUUGAGCAAAACAGGCUUGAAGCGAUCUCGAAGAAUGCCUUCAGAGGUCUCAAGAGCCUUCUCCAUCUGAAUUUGGCCAAUAAUAACCUGCAGACUCUGCCAAGACACCUGUUCCGAGGCCUGGAUGUUUUAACUUCAGUAGACUUGAGGGGAAAUGCCUUCCAUUGUGACUGCAAGUUGAAAUGGCUGGUGGAGUGGCUGAGCCAGACCAACGCCUUGGUGCAACCCAUCGAGUGCCGGUCGCCUGCUGAGCUGAACCGCACCAGCCUGAGUGAACUCCGCCCCGGGGGAUUUAACUGCAUCACCACAAAACUUGAGCUAUUUGAUACUCUUCCGGAACAGUCCAUCUCCGUAGAAACCUUCAACUACCACGGGGAACAAAACUUGGUGGUUGCCCAACCUUUUACUGGUCGCUGCAGCUUCAUGGAAUGGGACCAUGUGGCAGGGAAAUUCCGCAACUAUGCCUACAUCAAUGGCAGCAAAGCAACAUGGGCUGGCCCUGGGUCAUCCACAGUGGUGUGCAAACCUCUGGUGAUUGAAGGUGAGCUCUUUGUUGUUGUAGCUCAGCUGUUCAAAGGCUCCCACAUCUACAAGCGCCACGAAGCCACAGGCCAGUUCCUGCACAUGCAAGUGAUUGACAGCUCACGCAUCCGCAAGCCCAAUGACAUCGAAGUCUUCCGCGUGGAAGGCGACUGGUACUUCAUUAUGGCAGACAGUUCCAAGGCUGGCUCCACCACCCUCUACCGCUGGAACGGCCAUGGCUUCUAUUCUCACCAGUCCCUCCACGCCUGGUACCGUGACACAGACGCCGAAUUCUUGGAGAUUGCUGGCAAGCCGCACCUCAUCCUGGCCAGCAGCUCCCAACGCCCAGUCAUCUACCAGUGGAACAAGCAGCAGUUUGUGCGCCGCACUGACAUCCCCGACAUGGACGAUGUCUAUGCCGUCAAGCAUUUCAAGGUCAAGGAGGAUGUGUAUAUCUGCUUGACCCGCUUCCUGGGUGACUCCAAGGUGAUGCACUGGGAUGGUUCCAUGUUCCGAGAUGUCCAGCAGAUGCCUUCCCGGGGUUCCAUGGUCUUCCAGCCACUGAACAUCGCUGGGUACCGCUACGCCUUCCUAGGCAAUGACUACUCCUUCAGCAAAGUGUACCGUUACGACCCCAUCACUGGGCUUUUCCAGCACUUCCAGGAGCUGAACACCCAGGCACCCCGCUCCUUUGCCCACUUCAAUGUGGAUAAGCGAGACUUCCUGAUCGCCUCCAGCUUCAAAGGCAAAACGCACAUCUACCAGCAUGUCAUCCAUGAUGAGAGUGCCUGAGUGUGGUGACGGUGGAACAGGGGCUGUCGAGCAGAGGAGGCAGCGACCUUGGGGGAGGGGGGAGAGAGAAGGAAGUACAGAACCAGAGAGUAGAGCCAGCCCCUGGAGGAAGUGCAGUGCCAAAAGCAACCACUAGGGGGGGACAGCACUGGAAACAGAUGCUGUUUAAAGAGCAACUUCUCCAGUGGAACAGAGUACUGGGGCGUACUGGGUAACAGCUAGCCAGUGGGUGGAAGCCAGGCAGCUAUAGAACCGUGAUCAUCGCUAGGAGAUACCAAGAAUGGCAGCAGGAACCACUGGAAUACUUAAUAUUUUACCCACUAGCUGGUAACAGAAGGAUCCUGCAAUUUCUGGUGAUGUCCGAGCCAGACGCUUGCAAGUUUAAAGUGGGGCUCAACAGAAUAUCCCACCAAUAAGAUUUGGAGAGGCAGCCUCUGCCUGGAAUCACUCCAAAUCUUGUCUCCAAGCAGUCACUUUUUUCCCCAACUAAAGAGUGAAUAUCGUUCAUCUCAUUAUCAUUUGUCAUUAUGUCCAGAUGGAGAUAAUUAAUUUAUGCUCCCCCUUUCCUCAUUCUGCUUAUAUUCCCUUUUUUAAGAGAACGGUGGGAACAAUUACCUGUUGCUUAUUUUCUCUGCUUGCUUGUUUUUGCUGCCACUGAUUUUUUUCCAUUUAAAAUGCAUGAUUUAUAUAUUUAAAAAAACACACACAAUGUGCAAUUCAGCACAAGGAUACCGCAACUAACAGCACAAUCUUAUGCAUGCCUAUCAAGAAAGUUAGGGUGUAUAGGGUUGCCACCUAAAUGUCAUUUAACUUCAGUCCUGGUGGACUUCCAGGCUCUCCUUGAGGCAAGCAGCAUGAUCCCCAAGCAAGUCCAUAAGGAAGCCUCAUUGCCUUCAAUGGGACUUACUCCCAAGCAGGUAUCCAUCAAACAGCAGAACUUAGUUGCAAUUAUUGACUGCGUCACUGGGGUUUUAACAGCCAUUUUCAGUUCUAUGCUUCUGUUUUUGCUUGAUUUUUUACAAAUUUGAUUUGAGGCACUAUACCAAGUCAGGUUAUUAAAACACAAACUGAAAGCACAAGCUUAACUUUAAGCACACAAGGGAUCCCCACAAAUUUUUGUGGGGAAAAGACAAAGAGGGCACAGGGUAAGAUGGUCUCAUUGACCGGACAGGUGGGCAGAAGAGAACGCAGUCCGAGAAGAGGCUCCAUUAAGACGAAUGGGUGGGAGAUGGAUACGGCAGUGAACAAGUAGAGUAUUUAUCUUUUACCUGUAAAUAUCCGGCAUGUUAUUCAAAUCCAUCAGACCUUCCAGUAGUGGGCAGCACCAAGCUGUAGGGAACACUAUGUAUUCACUCCUAGCUCUUACUGGAAUCAUGAGGAUGCAAAGCUGGGAUCCACUGGGGGAAAAUGGAAUAUACCACGAGAGGAUGCUUCCAAAGGACAGACUGCUAUCCUCUUCUGUCUCACAUUCAUGAUGUGGGAUCCCACAGAUGAGUGUUGUAAAUAAAGAAAAUGUAUAUUGUUAA